AAGGGGGAGGGGGGACAGUCAUGGUGGGCCAGCAGGAACCCCCCUGAAAGACCCCCAACUCUCAACCCCCCCACGUUCUCUCGCAGCCGGGCUCCUGAAAGGCAGCUCAACCAAACGCAAGCGUGAGAGACACAGCGAGAGCGAGAGACUCGACAGGGCAGCACACUCCGAGACGGAGAGAGAGAAAGCAGAAAGUAAGGGAAGUGGAGCAGGGAGCCUCGGAGGGGGGUUGAGGAGGUGAGCGAAGGGUGUAAAGCAAGAGAGGUGAGGGAGAGGGAAAGACAAAAGAGAGGGAAAACCAGAGUGGAGGGAGACCAGAGGGAAAUGGCUUCGGAGGAGACCGCUGGAGGAGCUCGCAAAGCCACCAAGAGCAAAUUAUUUGAGUUCCUCGUCCAUGGAGUGCGGCCCGGUAUGCCAUCAGGAGCACGAAUGCCUCAUCAGGGGGCCCCAAUGGGGCCUCCAGGACCACCAUUUGGAGGAAGUCCUGCUGUCCGGCCCGGACUCACCAAUCAAGCCAUGGAAGCCAGUCGUAAACGGCCCGCUCCUUCACAGCAGCAGAUUCAACAGCAGCAGUCUGUACAGAAUCGAAACAGGAAGAAGCCUGUUGGAUUUCCUGGACCAAAUGAGAUGCCAGGGAGACAGAUGGACAUGAGAGAGGCCCAAUCAGAUCCCACACUCAGAUCAAAUGCCAAGAGGAGGAAGAUGGCUGAUAAGAUCCUUCCACAAAGGAUUCGUGAGCUUGUUCCGGAGUCACAGGCGUAUAUGGAUCUGUUGGCAUUCGAGCACAAAUUAGACCAGACCAUAAUGCGCAAACGGGUGGACAUCCAAGAGGCACUUAAGAGACCCAUGAAGCAAAAGCGAAAACUGCGUCUCUACAUCUCCAACACGUUUAACCCUGCCAAGCCUGAUGCAGAGGACUCUGAAGGAAGCAUUGCAUGCUGGGAGCUACGUGUGGAGGGCAAACUGCUGGAUGAUCCGGGAAAGAUGAAGAGGAAGUUCUCCUCAUUCUUCAAGAGUCUGGUGAUUGAGCUUGACAAAGACCUUUACGGCCCUGAUAACCAUUUGGUUGAGUGGCAUCGUACCCCAACCACUCAGGAGACAGACGGUUUCCAGGUGAAGAGGCCUGGAGAUGUGAACGUGCGCUGCACCCUGCUGUUAAUGCUGGAUUACCAGCCGCCUCAGUUUAAACUGGAUCCGCGUCUGGCUCGUCUGCUGGGAAUACACACACAGACUCGCUCCAGUAUCAUCCAGGCCCUCUGGCAGUAUGUCAAAACCAACAAACUGCAGGACUCACAUGACAAGGAGUACAUCAACUGUGACAAGUACUUCCAACAGAUCUUUGACGGUCCACGUCUGAAGUUCUCUGAAAUUCCACAGCGCCUCACCAACCUUUUGCUCCCCCCCGACCCUAUUGUCAUCAAUCACAUCAUUAGCGUCGACGCUAAUGAUCAGAAAAAGACGGCGUGCUAUGACAUUGAUGUAGAGGUGGAAGAUCCCCUUAAAGCACAAAUGAGCAGCUUCUUGCUCUCCACAGCCAAUCAGCAAGAGAUUGCCUCUCUGGACAACAAGAUCCACGAGACUAUUGAGUCCAUCAAUCAGCUGAAGAUCCAGAGAGAUUUCAUGCUCAGCUUCUCCAGAGAUCCCAAAGGCUACAUCCAGGACUGGCUCAAAUCCCAGAGCAGAGAUCUGAAGCUGAUAACAGAUGUUGUUGGGAACCCAGAGGAAGAGAGGAGAGCAGAGUUUUAUCAUCAGCCUUGGUCUCAGGAGGCUGUUAGCCGUUACUUCUACUGCAAGAUUCAGCAGAGGAGGCAGGAGCUGGAGCAGGCCUUGGCCUUGAGGAACACCUAGAACUCACACCGACCACAUUCAGAAAACAUGGCUCAUUUGUGACAACACUGCCUCCUCAUGGAGAUCCGUGCAUUCUUUUACACAGUGUAUGGGGGUUUGUGUGUGUCCAGUUAUCAUUGUUGUCACUGUGACCUACAAUCCACCAUAAUGGACCAAUCACACCCUGUUACUCCUGCAGCCCCAUUGUAUAGACCAAUUUAGAGUAGACGUCACAGUUACGUCACUUGCAGCUGC
This is a messenger RNA of Sinocyclocheilus anshuiensis, 2082 nucleotides long. RefSeq names its product SWI/SNF related BAF chromatin remodeling complex subunit D3b (gene smarcd3b). The record is from RefSeq and is a predicted model, not a curated record. Bases 325 to 1848 code for a protein of 507 amino acids. Lineage: Eukaryota; Metazoa; Chordata; Actinopteri; Cypriniformes; Cyprinidae. The transcript is spliced from 14 exons.